GACUUCUCGCUCACUUUUGUAGCCCACUUUCAACUCUGGCGUCAAUGCUGGAAGCCACGCACACCCUUUGCCUGUUCGGCCUUCGCCACAGGCCUUGAAGGAGCAGCGCAUUCGAGCGUUUGUUGCGCGCCAGCGUGUGCUUGUGAAGCUCAACGGGCUCCCUUGCGAGCGUUCUCCAACAAUCACCGACGUCCUGACGCCAAAGAUACGGCGUUCGCCUUUUGACCAACCCGGUAUGCGCAAUCGUUUGAUGUGGCUCAAUCUGGCUGACCUUCUCUGUGUAGUGAAUCCCAGGCAUCUGGACUUGACUGAAUGCUGGAAGGGACUGUCGCAUUUUCAAGUGAAGGAGCUGACGAUGUGGUACCACUUCUUCCAUCAGUGCUUGCACGACGAAGUGCGGACGAGUCUUUUCGACAGUCUGAUCGAGAAUCUUCUACAGAGCGAAGAGAGUGUCGAUGAAGCCUACCUCCUACCUCGCAUGCUCGAGUCCCUCCGCAGCAAGCCUCAUCGCGUACUCGACAUCAGCGUUAUCGACCUCAUCGACAACAUGAUGGGCAUGUUCCACGAACGAUUCCCGAUUGAUGCUGCCUCAUAUUCGAGCUGGUCACACUUCUCUGGUGGAUUAUCGGUCUUCUUACAUAAUUUUCUCCGAAUGCAAGACUGCUUCUGCGACAGGCCCACUGGGCUGUGUGUCAUGGUACAAUUCGACUUUCAGUAUACUGAAUCCCUCCUGAUAGCCACCGGCGAAGUUGCCUGGCAGAUCCCGGGAGUUCAGUUUCUCCGUCUCCCUGACAGUCUGUCCUCAGGCGAGGAGUACCGCAUCACACCACUUGCAUUGGGCGACGUGCUCGCCUUUGUCCGCUCAACAGGUCCCACUCCCUAUGCCGACAAUGUCACCUACACAAUCACCCAAUCACCCUUAGAUUUUGCCUGGAAUGAGAGAAAACGAUGCUUCAAAGCCAUCGCGACAGACUACGGAGACAACGAGACACAUAUGGCUGAGACCACACUGAAUGCCACCAUCAUCACUCGUUUCCCAGGUAGUGUCAAGUUCGAACGGCAGUCACGCUGGGUUAUCAAAGUCGGCAUCUCACCUGCUGAGAGCAAAGCUGAACCCUGGGCCGCGACGAUGAACUUGGACGGAGGAUGUUCACGUGACACAUCUGAGUACACACUUCGCGGCCCACAAUACACGGGCAUCCGGGACUCUAGCAACAGUCUUCGCAGCGUACUACAGGCCAAGACCGACCCCACGACACCAUCACCAUCGAAGCGGAAGGUGUCGACGCCAGAAAUUGCUGAGACUUGUGAUGCCAAACGCCGACGCCGUGGGCUGGAUAGUGAGUCAGUCGGUCCUCAGUUUGGCGGCGACAUGAUCUGGGACAGUCCAUCUCCACUGCCGCACAACAAGACAGGCACCGACAAUGUCCCCAACGUCGACGCUGAUUUCAUACCCUCCGGCCGGGACUACUCGCCAAGACAAGGCGACAGCGGCUUCUCGUCACCAGACAUGCCACAGGCCGACUCCGACAGCUCCGUGCCUGAUACGGCUGACACAGGCGAGGACUACGUCCAGCAGCAGAUCAUGCGCAACUACAAAGAGUUUUCGGAUCGCAGGCAGCGUAAAGACGCUGGCGUUGUGGUUAGUCCUGUGAGCGAUGGUGAGCGCAGGGAGUUUGAGAGUAUUUUCUUGGGGAGCGAGGUGGGGUCGCCGGUUGAUGAGAGUUUCGAUGCUGUGAUGGGCGAGGGCUAGGUGGAGAUUGGUAGGUGGUGUUGCUGUUGCUUCUGGGGGGAUGCCUGGGUCUGUUGAGUUUGAGCAUAGGUUGGUGUUGGCACGACUAAUUGAUUAAUUGACACGCUUGCUGCUGA
This is a messenger RNA of Boeremia exigua, 1869 nucleotides long. RefSeq lists its product as uncharacterized. The transcript has 3 exons. NCBI's taxonomy places the organism in Eukaryota, Fungi, Ascomycota, Dothideomycetes, Pleosporales, Didymellaceae. The record is from RefSeq and is a predicted model, not a curated record. The coding region runs from base 236 to 1753 and encodes 505 amino acids.